UGCUGAUAAUAAUAAUAAUAUGAUGACACAAUUAUCGAAUAUGCCGUUUACAUCUUCAGCACUUAAUAAUGAUGCGUAUACAAAAAUGCCCGCUACACCUACUCAUGGAACUAUAGAUGAUUCAAAUCAAUAUGAAACACAACAAAGAAAUAACAAAGAAGAGCAUCGAAGCUUUUGGCAAGCUUUUAUGUCAUUAAUGGCUUGUGGUGGUGGUGGUACUUACUAAAUAAUAGAUUAAAUAAUGUUAUUAUUAUACAAAACUUAUGAUUUUUUUUUUUUUUAAAAAAAGUAUUAAAAUUUCU
Molecule: messenger RNA, 302 nt
Organism: Cokeromyces recurvatus
Lineage: Eukaryota; Fungi; Mucoromycota; Mucoromycetes; Mucorales; Mucoraceae
Exons: 1
Coding region: 20-226 (68 amino acids)
Source: RefSeq, a predicted model, not a curated record